AUGGCCGUUGGUCGUACCGCGGAUGGUUUACCAGCCUUCGCACCACUCAGACGAGGGGUUCGUGGGACUUACACGCCUUCUAUCAUCAGUGAACCCGUGGAAUCGGAACCGUUCGAGGUUCCAUCAGCCAGAGUACCUCCGCUUCGUUUGACUGGCGAUUUGCUCGUGGAGCCUGUAUCCCGGCCUACUCAUACACCCUCUGUGACCUUGACAUGGACACCAAUCAAAGAGAAAAUAACCGGAUACUCAGUAGAUCUGUUUGACUUUGACACUUCGGCUGGUUGGCGAACAGUGGCUCGCGUUCCUUCCGAAGAGGCACAAGCACCAUUUUCCGGAGUCACUAUCAGCGGUCUCAUUCCAGGCCAUUCCUAUCGUUUUCGUGUGCUUCCAUACCGAGAUGAUACGUACGGCCAACCACUGCAAUCUACACAACUUUACACAGCCCCAAAACUACUGAUCGAUACACAAGAGAUGAUGUAUGAUCGUAUACAACUACCUGCACCACAUGGUCCCUUACGCGUGGACCGCUUAUCUUCUGAUUUGUACCGCCUUAGCUGGUACAUGCCCCGCAUACUCACUGAGCUAAGCUCCACGCAACGAUAUAAGUUGGAAGAUGAAAUUGAGUUUGUGAUCGAACAGCGGCUGCCUCAUAAACGCAUGUGGUACGAAGUUGGUCGUACUCGUGCUUUGCACUAUCUUCUACCUUUGGACACCACCAGUCAGUUUCGAGUUCGCACUGUCCUUAUGCGUGCAACUGAAAGCGAUCUUGAGCGCAAAUAUGCCCCCUCACACGAGGGUCUUCUCUCCGACUGGAUAACCGUGCCAUAUGAAGACAGAGCUUUAGAACGUCAAUUGGAAGUGAUCAGUCCAAGGAGAUAUGAUUCGCGUGGACGCCGGGUCUCGGUUGACGUCGGACUGGAGCUUGGCCGCUUUGUACCCGAUAGAUUGUCUGCUGUUCAUAUCGGCCGUUCGACCGUUUUACUGGAAUGGCUUUCGAUGGAGGUGCCGCAGCAAGAUGGAGAUCGGUACUUGUUACUAGAGAAGCGAUCACCGGAGGAUGGCUUAGGUGUGUGGGAACCUGUGGCCCGAUUGCCUCUAUCGAGUACAGGCUACGAGGUCCACGGUUUGAGACCUGGAAUGACUUACGAUUUUCGUUUGGUUGAAUGGGAUGCUGAUUUAAGGACCCGUAGUAUCAAAACUGCUCAAUUAUCCGCACCAGUUACUACCGCUGGCACGAAGCGCAGUCUAGAGGAGCUUAUUACUCGGUUAGUACCUCCAGAGCAUUUCAAGGCGCUGGUAAAAACAGACUCUACCGGAGAGGGUAUCCGCUUUACUUGGUUGCCUCCUGAAGUUCCAGAACACGCCAGACCAAGUAUUCGGUAUCGUAUUGAGGCAAGAUCUGUUGAUUCUGAGGGGAAGGGGCUGUCGGAUUGGACGACAGUUGCGUCAAGUAUUUUUGGCACUGAGCACUUCAUCCCUCUGGAUAAGCUUACCGACUUGACACUGGAAGCGAAAGAUGCGGAAACGUAUGAUACCCGAGGCGAUACGAGACGACGACGACGACGACCGUCUUCUCCAAAAGAAGCACAAAGGCGCCAUUGGCAGUUUCGUGCAUUUACCCUUUUAGACGAAGCCACUAGUCUUCCAGUUCAGAUCCCGGAAAUCGUCAGCCUUGUGCCGCCCAUCCGACGAAAGCCACUACGUUUCCUCAACUUGAAAGACGAUCGAAUAAUCUACUCCGUACUUGGACAACGCCUAACCGUUACGGUUGAGGUGGAGGGUGAACCGGCACCGUAUUUAACCUGGUUUUUAAACAAUAUUCGCUUGGAUGACCGUUUUUCAACAGGAUAUACAGCCGGACAGGUCGGCGUCGGUGUGUAUGAGUUCACAAUUGAGCGCAUUGAACGAAGUCACGCUGGCCUGUUGGAAUGUCGUGCAUGGAACGCAUACGAAACCAUUCAUACCUCUUGGCAAAUAAUCGUGUGCGCCGUACCUCGGUUCACUCGUUUCGGAUGGACGACUGAACCACGUGAGUUUGAACUGAAGCACGGCGACCGGUGGGAAUUCCGAAUACCGUUAGAUAACUCUGGUUACUAUUCAGGCCACGAAUGGAUAACCAAAGUGUGGCUAGAACGGUUGACGCUCGCGUUACCAUCGAUGGACAUUCCGGAUGUGUCGGAGCCACUUGAAGCUAGAGCUCGUUUGGUGUUCUCUGGCGAUUGUCAAUGGGUUGAGCUAACAGUCGAUCGUGUGACGCUCGCCGACGCUGGGGUCUAUCGUCUAUGGGUGCAGAAUCAAGCGGGUCAGGAUUAUGUUGACCUCCGUCUACGCGUCGCUGACAAACCCCACAUUCGACCAAACAAACCGCGCGUACUACCGCACGGACCGGGGACACUUGCAAUCCAUUGGGAUAUUUCAAUGCCUACAAAUCGGCUGGAGGCAGAAGUCCAAUACACGGGCUACAGAGUGGAAUACCAACGUGACGCACCCGAUGCUCCUUGGUGUUUACUAGGCACAACCCCGGCCGAUACAAUGCAGCUGAUUGCACGGAGCCCAUUGCAACCCGGUGUGACCUACCGGUUCCGCGUGUGUAUGGUUAAUUGGCAUGGGUUCGGUCCCUUCAGUCAGUCGUCCGAUCCGGCUCGAUUACCAUCGUCUGGACUCACGGAAACAUUUGAUGUGACGGAUGACGCUGUAUAUUUUGCGGAUGGGUCAUUUGAGGAUCGGUACUCCAUUACCAGGGAACUCGCUCGCACGAAAUACGCUGGAUUGUAUCGCGUUUUUGAAAAAUCCACCGGCCGUCAUUGGCUGGGUAAAGUUGUGGACACCGACGUGGGAUCCACAGAGCGGAUCUACUCGAGUGCUCUUGUUGACGGGCUCGACGGUAUGCACAAGAGAAGCUACUCAUCCCAGUCUGUGAAACUUCCGGACAUAAAUGGAUACGAUGAACGACGGACCUCAGUGACCAGCCUGAUAGAGUCUGCACAAUGGCGGCGUGAGAGAACGGAGCAGGAGUUAAAGCUCCUCUCGCGUAUACAACACGAAGGAAUGGCUAAGUUCCAUGAAGCCUACCAAGAUGCCCGGCGAACCAUCGCGCUGGUGGAAGACAUUACUGCCGGAGGUUCUUUGUGGCAUCAACUUAGCCGUCGUAUUACGGUUACGGAGAAUAAGGCGGCGGAAAUUUUGCGACAGCUACUUGAUCUGACCAAUCAAAUGCAUCAAUCGGGCGUGGUCAAUUUGGGACUGCAACCUGAAAAUAUCUUUUUCACCGACCAAACCAAACGCCGCGUCGCUCUUGCUGGUCUCGGUCAACCGCAACAGUUGGAUGAAGAACAGCGACCUGUUCGAUUGACGUUCCGAUCGGCUGUGUACUUGCCGCCAGAACUGCAAGCGGAGCCCACAAGACGAGGCAGAAUUGGGCCGGCAACCGAUCUGUGGUCUCUUGGGGUGCUUUUAUAUCAAAUGACCACUGGAGACUUCGAGGGUCCUCCGGAAGUCUCGCGUAUGGAAAAAAUGCAACUGUCCCCUAAGAUGGUCAGGUUUACCAAACGCUUGCUGCAUCCCGACCCUACUAAGAGGCCCACGGCAGCCGAAGCACUCAGAGACCCAUGGUUCACGAUUGUUAAAAGCCAACUUGAAUUACGAAGACCUGCCAGUCCCGUGCCAGUCCGAAGACCACCGUCUGCAAUUGAUGGCCUUGUAAGAGAUGAAUCUGUGGACCGCGAUGUUUACGAGAGCAUCAGUAAGCAAGCAUACACGCGGUUGUUGCGAUGGAUUGACGCUAGCCAUAUGGAAGAUGAAUUGGAUGAAGCUGUAAAGCCGCAUGAGCUACGGCGCCGUACUUCACAUCGGCAGAUUCACGGAGUUGACCGUUCACAAACCGACAGCCAGCGUGACAUUGUGGUCCACGCAACUGUCGCUCCUCGUGGUCAGGCACCGGAAAUUCUUACUCCUAUGGGAAGUGUUAGCGUGGAGGAAGGAUCUCCAGCCACAUUGAAGUGUGCGGUCCACUUACCGCGUCCAAAGAAACCUGUCGCACCGCUGGAUCGUAUGUCCGAUUUGAUCAUUCAGUGGUCACUGAAUGGAAGGGAAUUAAAGCUGGCUCCUCCAACGGUCAAACUACGGCAGCCGCCCAGUAUGCACUACACUUGUACUUAUGACCCGGAGACCGGAGACGUUCGUUUACACAUCGAUGAAGUGACCACCUAUGAUGCCGGAACGUAUGAGGUUAAAGUGACCGGAUUGUACGGAUCUGUUUCUGAUUCCGCCAAUAUACGUGUUUACGCGGCCCCCCAUCGACCUGAAAGUCGCACCGAGUCCUAUGAAGCCGAGGAACUUGGGGCACGCAUAGUGCAACCGCUGGUGGACAUGACUGCGAUCAGUGGACAGAAGGUGCAGUUGCGAGCCAGAGUGUCUGGAAUUCCAUUGCCACGUUGCACUUGGUUGCACAAUGGUGUGCCCCUUGUGAAUUCAACAAAACGACGCUUUUAUCAAGACGAAAUCGGCAGGACACACAAUUCCGAAUUACAGCUGACCUUGGAGAUACUGAACCUGGCCGUCUCAGACGCAGGCUUGUACACGCUAGUGGCCACCAACAAACAUGGUUCACAAUCCUGUUCAGCGAUCGUUGACGUGUUGUCUACCUUAGACGGGGACCAUGAGGCACCUCGUUUCUUGGUUGAACUGUCGAGUGUUACUGUGGUUGAGGGUAGCGCUGCCCGAUUUGAGGCAUGUGUCCAAGGAAAGCCACCGGCAACAGUACGCUGGCUCAAGGAUGGCAAACCUCUUCUCACUGAUGGUAUUCGGUUGACCGUCUCGCAAUCAUCCGCUGAACCAUCGGACAUGAAUAUCACGAGUCACACGUUGCUAGUGCGAGAUGCAUUGCUUCGCGACAGUGGCACCUAUACAUGCAUCGCGACCAGCAGCUCGGGUACAGCAAUCACCGAGGCCGCGUUACAUGUUCGAGGACUGUUCAACCGUGGCAUGUCAUUUGGACCAGAUAUGGCGGGUGUCGCAAUUCGUCACCGUCAACCGGAAUUCACCCGACGGUUGCGUAAUCAACAAGUUGCACUUGGUGGAACUAUCCGCCUGGCUGCAUCAGUUCUGGCCCAACCUACAGCCACUGUGAUUUGGAACCGAAACGGAACUGAGAUCGAUGCAGACUCAGACCCGAGGGUGACAAUAAAGAACCAAAGUGGACACUUGGAAUUAUGUAUAGACGAUAUAACUAAGGAGGAUCUGGGUCAAUACACAGUGGUUGUGUUCAAUUCUGCUGGGGAGGCCAGAUGUUCGUGUGCGGUGACCAUCUUAGAGGAGAAAUAUUUCCGUCUUCCACAAUUCACAAAAGAACUCCGAAACCAGACGGUAGUCGAAGGAACCACUCUCUGUUUAGAGGCUACAGCAACUGGACUACCUAUGCCUGAUUUCAAAUGGGAAAAGGACGGAUUUGAGCUUUUGUCUACAGAAAGCGGCAAACAACGAAUUGUCUCCAGUUCAACCGGUGACGGAACUGCUUGCCUUAAAAUUUCCAACCUAAGAACUUCGGACGCAGGCCUUUACCGCUGCAUUGCGCACAACAGAUAUGGCCGUGAGCGAUCCACAGCCUUUGUUUAUGUGGUCACUCUUGCUCAGCGGUCUUCGAUUGAUCGUUCUACCUACGCCAGAGGGAUGUCUGCUGGUCGUGAGCUCUCAAUCCCUCCAACGAGUUCAAGCCUUGACGUCAGUAAUUCGGCUAUUCCCCAACUUUCCCAAGAUGGUCUACCAGGUAUCGGUAGAACAACCUCCAUCAUCCCACAAUACAUUCACCUUCAUUAA
Dicrocoelium dendriticum is the source of this 5814-nucleotide messenger RNA. NCBI's taxonomy places the organism in Eukaryota, Metazoa, Platyhelminthes, Trematoda, Plagiorchiida, Dicrocoeliidae. The record is from the annotation of a GenBank genome assembly.